This is a messenger RNA of Brugia malayi, 471 nucleotides long. RefSeq lists its product as uncharacterized. Bases 1 to 471 code for a protein of 156 amino acids. The record is from RefSeq and is a predicted model, not a curated record. The transcript is spliced from 4 exons. Lineage: Eukaryota; Metazoa; Nematoda; Chromadorea; Rhabditida; Onchocercidae.
AUGGAUAUCUUUUCAAUAAAUUUAAUCGUAUGGCUAAUAGCAUUUGGUUCAGCUGCCACUAUUCCUGCUUCAUUAUCUGUUGUAGCAAAUGGUGUUACUUGUGUUAUUAUUGAUAAUAAAAUUUACGUGGACGGUGUUUAUAAAGGUAAUGCUACCAAGGAAAAUAUCGAAGAAGUUAAAAUUUACAAUGAAAAAAUGCGCGAAUGGGCAAAAGAACUUCAUAAUACGAUGUAUACGACAAUGAAAAAAGCGGUAAAAGAAAUGUUCUCUGAUCAUGGCGCAUUUUGGCGACAUCUUCAUGGACCAUUCUGGGAAACACUUAAUGCAUAUAGACCGGAUGGUGAUUUAAUGAAUCCAGCAGUGUUACCAAUGGAUCAACGAGAUAAUGAACAGAAAAAAAAGAUGAUACCACGGCUUCCGGAUUUAAUGCCUUAUCCGGAAGCACCUUCGUUCUGUGACUAUAAUGUGUAA